This is a messenger RNA of Branchiostoma floridae (Florida lancelet), 633 nucleotides long. Its product is annotated as glutamate receptor ionotropic, delta-1-like. The transcript is spliced from 4 exons. The coding region runs from base 1 to 633 and encodes 210 amino acids. Gene Ontology annotation, molecular function: glutamate-gated receptor activity; transmitter-gated monoatomic ion channel activity involved in regulation of postsynaptic membrane potential. The record is from RefSeq and is a predicted model, not a curated record. NCBI's taxonomy places the organism in Eukaryota, Metazoa, Chordata, Leptocardii, Amphioxiformes, Branchiostomatidae. Gene Ontology annotation, biological process: modulation of chemical synaptic transmission; synaptic transmission, glutamatergic. Gene Ontology annotation, cellular component: postsynaptic membrane; plasma membrane.
AUGGAGGAAUCUGGUAACAUCCUACGCGUGGCUGUUUUCGAGAGACAUCCAUUUGUGGUAAAAGCAUCUAGCCCUAUAGGAAAUGAGUGGGUUGGAUUCUGCAUCAGUCUUUUGGAAGAGUUGUCCAAGAUUAUGAACUUCAACUACGAACUGUACGAAACUCCGGAUGGGAUUUCCGGAAACGAAUUGCCUGACGGGACCUGGUCAGGGGUCAUUGGUGAACUAACUUCCGGGAAGGCUGACCUGGCCGUCUCGGCAUUGUCCAUUACGUCACUGCGGGAGAAAGCAGUGGACUUCACCAAACCGUUCAUGGAGUACGGCAAUGUACUGGUAAUGCGCAAACCAUCGGAACAGGAUAGGGACUUGCUCGCCUUUGUGCACCCUUUCCAGUGGAAGGUGUGGCUGUGUAUCGCAGUCAGCAUGUUCACGGUGGGGAUCCUGCUGUUCCUGACCAGCAGACUCAGGCUGAAGAUGAACGCCGGGGACAGACAUGCCGACAACGACAGGGCCUUCAACCUCAGGAACAGCCUCUGGUUCGUCUACUGGUCCAUGAUGCGGAAAGGUGAGCUCUCAUUUUUUGUUGACAGCAAAUUUGAGCUUCUGGUGCUUUAUAGGACACUCUUCUUCAAAUAA